GCAAAUUAAUUACAAUUUAGCCCCCUUGGAAUCUGGUAAGUAGCUUGCUUCAAUAGAACAUGUAUCAUGCGUAGCGUCUGUAGAGGAGCUCGUGUGGUUGGAGAAGACAGGGCACGAGAGGAUAAGGGAUGCGGGCGGUGUCCGAUUUUUCUAAUCGAUAUCGGACGUCCUGCUUGAAGCAUUACCGUUCUAAAAAGGAAAGGAAUAAAUCUUCCGUUUAUUCAGUAAUGGUAGUCCCAUGGAAAUGUCCGGGUGUCCUCCACUUCUUUGCACCUUGAUUUAGAAGCGAGCUCCCGAAUCUAUCUUCGUCAAUUUCUUCUUCACAGAAACGAUGGAGGCUCCGGUCAGUGUUUCGCUGGGUGUCGUCCAAUCUCUCCCCGCCAAGCUCAAGCGGUUGCUGUCGCCGGAGGCCGACCACGGGCUGCACAAGAAGGACAAGGACAAGAUUCGUCUCCUCAAGGACCACCUCCAAGAACUGAUCGACAAGUACCUGAUGGAGCCGUCGGAGGUGGAGGCCCCGGCAUCGACGGCCAGGUGCUGGGUAAAGGAGGUGCGCGAGCUGUCGUACGACAUCGACGACUUCCUCGACGAGCUCAUCCACGGACACCACGCCGACCUGAAGAACCUCCGACGCCGGAGCCGGUGGGUCGCCGACAAGGUCUCGCAGUUCAGGGCGCGUUUGAAGGAUGCGAUUCAGCGGCACAAGAUCUACAAUCUUGACAGAUGCAGGAAGCGACCAGGCAGCCUUGCUUCAGAAGAACGCCCUCUUCCACCGCAGCAUGGGUUAGAAACUGCGUGCCUUGUUGGUACCGACAGCUCCAUGGAGAAGCUCGGAGAGUGGUUGACUGGAGACGCAGAGAGGACGCUUAGGGUGGUCUCAAUUGUUGGAUUAGGAGGGGUUGGUAAGACAACUCUUGCCAAAGAAUUAUACCGCAGGAUCGACAGCCAGUUUGAGUGCCGCGCUUUUGCGCGGACAUCCCAGAAACCUGACAUGAGGGACCUUCUUUCCAGCAUUCUCUUGCAAGUUCGACCAGAGAGGCCGCCAGAUGCUUCAGAGUCUUGUAAUCUCAUUGACACGAUCAGGGCACACCUACAACAUAAGAAGUAUUUCAUUAUAAUUGAUGAUUUAUGGGCUACAUCAACGUGGGAUGUUGUGUGUCGUGCUUUGCCAGAUGAUAAAUGCUGCAGUAGAGUGCUAAUUACCACAGAAAUCCAUGUUGUAGCACAGACAUGCUGUGGUCAUAACUCCGAGUAUAUUCUUAAGAUGGGACCUCUCAGAGACGAUGAAUCAAGAAAAUUAUUUUUCAGUAGAUUCCCAGGUGAUCAAUCUGACAGCUGUGAGCAGUCUAAAGUUCUAUUGGAGAUUAUAAGGAAUUGUGGUGGUUUUCCUCUUGCAACUGUUACCAUAUCAAGUCUUUUAGCAAGGCAGCACAGUGGAAUAGAGCAAUGCAACUACAUUAGGAGAUCGUUAAGCACUAAUUUGAGGACAAAUCCAAGUAUGGAAGGGAUGAAACAUGUACUUGACCUUUGCUACAACAAUCUUCCUGAUCGUUUGAAAGCUUGCAUGUUAUAUUUUAGUACAUAUAAAGAGGAGCACGUAAUCUGGAAAGAUGAUUUGGUAAAUCAGUGGAUAGCCGAAGGUUUUAUCUGUGCAGAAGGAGGUAACAGCAUGGAGGAAGUUGCAAGUACCUAUCUUGAUGAGCUUGUUAUUGGGGGAAUGGUCCAACCUGUAGAUGUCAACCAUAAUGGUGUGGUGCUGUCUUGUACAGUGCACUACAUGAUACUCAAUCUUGUUAGGUACAAGUCCAUAGAAGAGAAUUUCGUCACUGCAAUUGAUGGCUCUCAGAGCAAAAUAAGACUUGCUGACAAGGUUCGUCGACUGUCUCUCCUCUUUGGCGAUGCAGGUGAUGCAGAACCACCAGCAAACUUAAGACUGUCACAGGUUCGAUCACUGGUAUUCUAUGGAUUCCCCAAGUGUUUUCCUUCUAUAGUGGAGUUUCGACACCUUCGGGUCCUGAUCCUACAUCUUUGGGGCGAUCAGGAUAACAUAAAUUUCGACCUGACUGCACUAUGCAAAUUAUUUGGUCUGAAACAUUUGGAGAUGGUAUGUAAUGUCACUCUAAGUCUCCAAACCGAGAUGCAAGGCUUACGACAUUUGGAGACACUGAAAAUAGAUUCAACAGUGAGCGAAGUACCAGAGGACAUUGUUCAUUUGCCGGGCCUCUUGCACCUCAGUCUUCCUGGUGACACAAACCUGCCGAAUGGUAUUGGGCGCUUGGCAACUCUCCGGACAUUAGGAUGCUUUGAUCUAACAAGAAACUCAGCAGAUAAUGUUCUGAGCCUCGGCGAGCUGACUAAUGUCUGGGAUCUUCGUCUCACCUGUUCCGAAUCACAACCAGACAAUCUGAAGAAAAACAUGGAACACGUGGUUUCAGCUCUCUCGAAACUCAGGAAUCUCAAGAGACUAACUCUGUUAUCUGCAGGCUCUUAUAAUGAAAAUACUCUGGAGGCGAGUGUUCCAAGCAAUGAAAUCUCCUAUGACUUGAGCAACUUAUCCUCUCCUUCAACCCUUCUUGAGACGCUUGAGUUGAUGCCGCGGAUUUGCAUCUUAUCCGUCCUCCCCGAGUGGAUAGGCAAACUCCGCCUACUUAGCAUUCUCAAGAUCGAAGUCAUGGGGGUUUCAGGCGGAGAUAUUGAGAUUCUGCAAGAGUUGCCCGCCCUUGCUGCUCUCUCACUCUAUGUCCCGACCGCCCCUGCUGAAAGGAUCAUCUUUCACAGAGAGGGAUUUCCAGUUCUCAUGCAGUUCGUGUUCAUCUGUUCAGCGCUUUGUGUAGCCUUUGAGGAGGGAGCAAUGCCUAAUGUCCGAAGGCUCAAGGUAGGCUUCAAUGCUAAUACCACAGGGAAAUACAACAUAGCAGAUGCUGGCCUCGAGAAUUUGACAAUCGUUGAAGUGUUCUCUGCCAAAAUUGGAGGCGCUGGUGCUGAUGAGUUCUGCAGAAAAGUUGUAGAGUCUACAUUGGAGGAAAUCUUUCGUCAGAAUAUGAGACCUCCCACCAUCGACAUACAAUUUGUGGGCUGGGCCUUUUAUGGCGACAAAGAAAACAGUGCAGCAUCAGCGACACAACGGAUUGCAGUAGAGGAGUCAUCUGAAGAUAUCGUCAGUCCGUUCCAAGACCCAGCCUUUUCUUGUGCCGAUAAAGGAAUCAGUACAGCGUCGACAACAAACGAGGUGGUUGAAGAGGGUUCAACUGAAAAUAUCGUCAGCCACCUCCGGCUGCUUGAUCCGGCCUUUUCUUACGGCGAUAAAGAAAUCAGUACAACGUCGACAACAAAGCAGAUUGCAAACGAGGGUUUUGUUGAAGAUGUCAUCACCCACCUUCAGGAUUCAGCAUUUUCUUAUGGCGACAAAGAAAUCAGUACAGCGUUGACAACACAGCAGACUGUAGAAGAGGGUUCAACUGAAGAUUUCGUCAGUCAGUUCCAAGACCCAACCUUUUCUUGUGACGACAAAGGAAGCAGUACAAUGUCGGCAGCACACCAGGUGGUCGAAGAGGGUUCAGCUGAAGAUUUCGUCCCCCAACUCCGGGAUCGGGCCUUUUCUUAUGGCGACAAAGAAAUCAGUAAAUUGUCGGCAACACAACGGACUGGAGCAGAGGGUUCAACCAAAGGUAUCGUCACUCUCCUCCCACAUCACGCGGGCGAUCAAGACGACUUCCGGCACAGGAGUCACAGGACAAGGUCGCUGUCACCUCCUCCCACGAAAGAACCAGACGCACGCCUCCACCUCCGCCCUCCGCCUCGUGGCCACAGCCCCAUUGAUCCGGCAGCUGACGCGGUCCUCCUCGAGCUCGGAGCCAUGGAGAAGUACGUGCUGGUCAAGGACCUAGGCGCCGGCAACUUCGCCAAGGCUCGGCUCAUCAUGCGGCACAAGGAGACUAGGGAGCUAGUCUCCAUUAAGUACAUCCCCCGGGGCAACAAGGUCCGGCGCUGCCGUGAUGGGCGGAUCGGAGCGGAUGAUUCGCGUGAGAUGCACGGUACGUUGUAUCUGAGUCUGACACACGUUUGUUUCUUGCGUUUCCAGAUCAACGAGGAUGUGUUCCGCGAGAUCGUGAACCACCGGUCCCUUCGUCACCCCAACAUUAUCCGGUUCAAGGAGGUGGUGCUGACGCCGACGCACCUGGCGGUCGUGACGGAGUACGCGGCCGGCGGCGAGCUGUUCGAGCGCGUCUGCGAGGCCGGGCGGUUCCACGAGGACGAGGCGCGCUACUUCUUCCAGCAGCUGGUGUGCGGGGUGAGCUACUGCCACGCCAUGCAGAUCUGCCACCGCGACCUCAAGCUGGAGAAUAUGCUGCUGGACGGCAGCCCGGCGCCGCGGCUCAAGAUCUGCGACAUCGGCUGCUCCAGGUCGUCCGUGCUGCACCCGCGCCACAAGGUAACGGCCGGCACGCCGGUCUACAUCGCGCCGGAGGUGCUCUCCCGCCGCGAGUUCGACGGCAAGCGCGCCGACAUCUGGUCCUGCGGCGUCACGCUCUACGCCAUGCUCGUUGGCGCAUACCCGUUUGAGGAUCCCAAGGACCCUAAGAACUUCAGGAAGACCAUCUCGAGGAUCAUGUCGGUGCAGUACGAGAUUCCAGAGUACGUGCGCGUCUCCCAGGACUGCCGCAACCUGCUCUCCCGCAUCUUCGUCGCAAACCCCAACAAGAGGAUUACCAUGAGCGAGAUCAAGAGCCACCCCUGGUUCCUCAAGAACCUGCCGUGGGAGCUCAAGAAGGAGGCGGAGGCCGCCUACUACACCAGACGCCGGGGAGGGGAAGACGGCAAUGCCUCCACGUACCCGGCGCAGAGCGUGGAGGAGAUCAUGAGGAUCGUGCAGGAGGCGCAGACGGUACCCAGGGCUGCCGUCUCCGGCUACGGCUUGGGCGCCUCGGACGACUGGCAAUAUGACGAGGAGAAAGAAGACGACUACUAUUGACAUGGCGGCGAGGGCCGCGAGGAGGAUGCUGGACUUGGACUUAAAUGAAUUGGAUUGAGCAUUAGUAUUUUUUUUAUUGGGUUUAGAUUAAAUAAUGAUUUUUUAUUUUAAUUGGACUUCUCUUCUUGAUUUGGAAAUCAAAAUAAAUUUGGGCUUGCUACCGCCCGGACGUCUGAUAAAAUCUUUUAAUCGGAUGCUCCAUUGUAACAUUAAGAA
Panicum hallii is the source of this 5188-nucleotide messenger RNA. RefSeq lists its product as uncharacterized. The record is from RefSeq and is a predicted model, not a curated record. Gene Ontology annotation, biological process: intracellular signal transduction; protein phosphorylation. Gene Ontology annotation, molecular function: protein serine/threonine kinase activity; ADP binding; ATP binding. Bases 332 to 4972 code for a protein of 1546 amino acids. The transcript has 5 exons. NCBI's taxonomy places the organism in Eukaryota, Viridiplantae, Streptophyta, Magnoliopsida, Poales, Poaceae.